This is a messenger RNA of Neogale vison (American mink), 3731 nucleotides long. It is a transcript of the gene SASS6, whose product is annotated as SAS-6 centriolar assembly protein. Gene Ontology annotation, biological process: centriole replication. Lineage: Eukaryota; Metazoa; Chordata; Mammalia; Carnivora; Mustelidae. Bases 82 to 2055 code for a protein of 657 amino acids. Gene Ontology annotation, cellular component: centriole; centrosome. The record is from RefSeq and is a predicted model, not a curated record. The transcript is spliced from 17 exons.
CAGGACCCGGACUCCUUUAGGCUAGUUCGUGGGCUGGGCCUGCUGGACUUUUCCGGUUACUGGAGGGGGCAGCGGACCAACAUGAGCCAGGUUCUGUUCCAGGACCUAGUCCCACUGCAGGUGAAAUGCAAAGACUGCGAGGAGAGGAGAGUAAGUGUUAGAGUGAGCAUUGAACUACAGUCAGUUUCCAAUCCAGUUCACAGAAAGGAUUUAGUUAUCCGUCUGACUGAUGAUACUGAUCCAUUUUUUCUAUAUAACCUUGUUAUUUCCGAGGAAGAUUUUCAGAGUUUAAAAUUCCAGCAAGGCCUUCUGGUAGACUUCUUAGCUUUCCCACAGAAAUUUAUAGAUCUCCUUCAGCAGUGUACUCAAGAACAAGCCAAAGAAAUUCCAAGGUUUUUGCUACAGUUAGUUUCUUCAUCACCUAUUUUGGAUAACUCACCUGCCUUUUUAAAUGUGGUAGAGACAAAUCCUUUUAAGCAUCUUACGCACCUCUCAUUAAAACUUUUACCUGGAAGUGAUGUGGAAAUAAAGAAGUUUUUAGCCAGCUGUUUGAAAUGUAGCAAGGAAGAAAAAUUAUCAUUGAUUCAAUCACUAGAUGAUGUUACUAGGCAACUGAAUUUCACACAAAAGACAUUAUCAGAAAAAAUCCAAGAAUUAGAUAAGUUGCAGAAUGAAUGGGCAUCACACACAGCUGCAUUGUCAAAUAAACAUUCCCAGGAACUGACGAAUGAGAAAGAAAAGGCCUUGCAGGCACAGGUCCAGUACCAACAGCAGCAUGAACAACAGAAAAAAGAUUUAGAAAUCCUCCAUCAACGAAACAUCCAGCAACUACAAAACAAAUUAUCUGAGUUAGAAACAGCUAAUAAAGACCUAACCGAAAGGAAAUAUAAAGGAGACUCUACCAUCAGAGAACUUAAAACAAAACUGUCUGGUGUUGAAGAGGAGCUCCAGCGGGCUAAGCAAGAAGUCCUCUCUUUGCGAAGAGAGAAUUCUACACUAGACGCAGAAUGCCACGAGAAAGAAAAGCAUAUUAAUCAGUUACAAACAAAAGUGGCUGUUUUAGAACAGGAAAUCAAGGAUAAGGACCAACUUGUUUUAAGAACAAAAGAAGCAUUUGAUACAAUCCAGGAACAAAAGGUGGCUUUAGAAGAGAAUGGUGAGAAAAAUCAGGUACAACUAGGAAAACUUGAAGCUACGAUAAAAUCCUUAUCAGCGGAACUUCUUAAGGCAAAUGAAAUUAUCAAGAAGCUACAGGGAGAUCUGAAAACUUUAAUGGGUAAAUUGAAACUGAAGAAUACAGUAACUAUUCAGCAAGAGAAGCUUUUGGCUGAGAAGGAAGACAAAUUACAAAAGGAACAAAAAGAAUUACAAGAUGUUGGACAGUCUCUCCGAAUUAAAGAGCAAGAGGUGUGCAAAUUACAAGAACAGUUAGAAGCUACCGUUCAAAAGCUUGAAGAAAGCAAACAGCUUCUAAAAAAUAAUGAAAAAUUAAUCACAUGGUUAAAUAAAGAACUAAAUGAAAAUCAGCUAGUGAGAAAGCAAGAUGGAUUGGGACCUUCUACCACUCCACCUGUACAUUCUAGCAGCAACAUAAUCAGAAGUGGGAUUUCUCCUAACUCAAAUGUGGUUGAUGGUAGACUUCCUUACCCAACUUGUGGGAUUGGUUAUCCUGUCUCCUCUGCAUUUGCAUUCCAAAAUACCUUUCCUCAUCCUAUAUCUGCCAAAAAUACCAUCCACCCAGUUUCAGGACCAAAGGUCCAGUUUAACUUGCAGUUUACAAAACCAAAUACACCUCUAGGAGAAGUUCAGUCAGGAACAACUGUUAGUAUGCCUUGCUCAACUGAUAAGGAAAAUGGUGCAAAUGUAGGGCUGGAAUCCAAAUACCUGAAGAAAAGGGAAGACAGCAUUCCUUUACGUGGGCUCAGCCAAAACCUGUUCAAUAAUCCAGACCAUCAAAAAGAUGGCACUUUAGGAGCAUUACAGACAUCUUCCAAAGCUGCAGUGCUCCCUUCUGCAUCUUCAGCAUACUUCCCUGGGCAGUUAACAAACAGUUAAUGCUAGUGUUGUCUUUAACUUUUUAUUGAAAUUUUAUAAAUUUCCAUGGUUUAAAAAUGUAUGAGCAGCAUAGAUCAAAAUUCUAAGCCAGCAAGUUUCCAAGUUUACUUGAGCUUACUGUAUUAGAUUGUUUGGCUCCUUUUUAACUCCUGCUGCCGUUCCACGGCAAGCUAGAGGAGCCAGUUUGUACUUGGGGGAUUCGGAGUGAAGAUUCUGAGUAAAUGACGCUUUUUAGUUUGUGAACAUGGUGUUUGAUAGAAUGAUAGUAUGAAUUUUAUUAAAUGAAUCCUUAGAAAUUCUCAGAAUUUCUGAGGGAAGAGUUGAUCCUAAUAAGAGACAUUGUAGUCAUUGAGGAUCUGGGUAAAUGAAAACCUGCUUAGAUAGAAUAUGAAACCAAAGACUAUCACUAAUUCAUUUUAUCAUUUCCAUUGGUAAAAUAAAAGUUUUAAGUUUGACAACUGAAAAUUAUGAGGGAAAAUGAUUAUCUCUAAAGAGAUCUAUAUUAUUGGUAUUUACAAUAAAGGGGAAAUCCUAAAAUUACCUUCAAUGAAAUUAAUCCUUCAUAGCAAGUAAUACUUUGCAGCAUCUUUAAAUUAGCUAUUGAACAAGUCUAACUAAUUCUGAUAAUUUUGAUAAAUUAGAAAAAUAAUUUGGACAAUGUAUUGUAUAACCUGAUUAAGUAUAAAGUGCUUUGAGCUACAAAGUUUAUAAGAUUUUAAUGCUUCCUGGAAAUCUAUACUUACCCAGUUUGUUAUUCAGUUAAAUCUGUAUUAGUGGAAUGUUUUAAAAAGUAGUACAUUACAGAGUACUUUAAGAGCAUCAUGAAUAUUCAUUGUUUUUUAUACUAUCAGUUCAUUUUAAUGUUUGCUUAAUAAGGUAGGCAAAGUGAGUAACUGCUAGAAGUUACAAUUUUAUUUUUCUUCUUUGUAACCAACCCAGUUUCAAGUAAGAAUUAUUUGGAGAAAAAUUAGGUUCUAAAAUUUCACCCAGACUCAAAGGGUCCCAUUUUGUUUUCUUACUUAUGAUCACCCAGUACAGAGUAGCAUUGUCUUAUGAAAUGUAUAAAUUGUUUAUAAGGAUUGCUAAUGCUCAUCUGAUAUUUAAAAAACUAUUUUCAAGGACCUUACUACAUAGAUUAGGAAAGAGAAUUCAAUAUAUGAAUAUCACUGUUAUUAGGUUUAUGGUAAGACAAAGAAUCUAGUAUUUGGUCAUAUUUUUCUGAAGCUGUGUUGGUAGUUGCAAGCAGUCUUAACUAGGGGAUUUAUUCUAAAAAAUUAAGUAACCAUUACUGGGUAGUUACUUUUAUGUAUGACUUGUCAUUUCAAUAUACUGUAUGAGUAUUAGUAAGAAUACUUGGUUACAGUAACUUGAAAGCAUUUAAUAAUCUAGAAAGUAGCCUCUUGGUGAUAUUAGAAUCUUUCCUGUAAAUAUUAUGUAAUAUAUAAAAACAUGACAGGGUUUGGAUGGGAUUUAGGGCAUACAGGUAGUUCUUUUUUAUUUGAAAUUGUUUUGCAGUGUACAGCUGUACAUGUGUUAAUAAUCACAAGGUUGUACUUAACGUAUUUCUAUAAACUGAGCUUUGUUAAAGUAUUUAUGGAGUAUGAUGUGUAUAUAAAAAUAAACAGCAUUGAUCUGCAGCUGUUGACAAUGCUUAGAAUUUAAGUACUUCCAUUUAA